Molecule: messenger RNA, 642 nt
Organism: Symbiodinium sp. CCMP2592
Lineage: Eukaryota; Dinophyceae; Suessiales; Symbiodiniaceae
Source: the annotation of a GenBank genome assembly
AUGGGGAAGAGGUGCUCAGACUGCGUGCUGCCGUCCAGUGUUCUGGCGCAGAGCGUUAUGCCGUUCCUUGUCCCCCCCACAAUCCACUGGCGGGUCUCUGCAACAGACUUCAAGCGCCAGGGUGGGGCGACGAACCGGCAGAAGCCACAGUGGUCUCAGGUUAUAUCUGCAGAGCUAUACCGCCUUGGACGCGAGGUUCCACCUUUUGAGAUAUUUGCCAAGCAGGUCUCAGUGGAUGACAGCUGCAUCGUAGUUAUGUAUGCGAUUCGCCACACGAGCCUGGACGGGGACUGGAACAUGACACGCUCGCAGCUGCAGCUCGUACCAACUCAUCGCAGGAUAGUGUCAUCCGGUGUCAUCACAAUUGAGGGAUCGGUGGGUAAGACUCGUGGCAGCACCGAUCUCUGGGCUUCAGAUAUUCGCCUCUGCCGGAACAAGCUUGGAACUGUACGUGGCAUCUUCACUACUAUCGACUCCAUCGGCCAGGGCAAAAGGUUCAAGUGGUACACGUUCCCCCAGUUUGAAGGGCACUUCCUGGACCCGGAUUCGAUACAUAUUUCUGAGGCACUGGGCCGCCACUGUGUAGAGCUGACCCGGGUGUGCCACAGCAACAAGCCGUGUUGCAGCAAUGACCGUGGCUGA